Molecule: messenger RNA, 1453 nt
Organism: Drosophila novamexicana
Lineage: Eukaryota; Metazoa; Arthropoda; Insecta; Diptera; Drosophilidae
Gene: Cdk8
Product: cyclin-dependent kinase 8
Exons: 2
Coding region: 45-1388 (447 amino acids)
Biological process (GO): protein phosphorylation
Cellular component (GO): nucleus; mediator complex
Molecular function (GO): RNA polymerase II CTD heptapeptide repeat kinase activity; ATP binding; cyclin-dependent protein serine/threonine kinase activity
Source: RefSeq, a predicted model, not a curated record
CAGCUGUGAGUGCGGCGAAGGUAAAUGCAAAGUAUUUCGGCAAAAUGGAUUACGAUUUUAAGAUGAAAACGCAAAUGGAGCGAACUAAGGUGGAAGAUCUGUUUAACUACGAAGGCUGCAAGGUCGGCCGCGGCACCUACGGUCAUGUGUACAAGGCCAAGUGGAAGGAGACCAGCGACGGCAAAGAGUACGCGCUCAAGCAGAUCGACGGCACCGGCCUCUCCAUGUCCGCUUGCCGAGAGAUUGCGCUGCUGCGCGAGCUGAAACAUCAGAAUGUGAUAACGCUCAUUCGUGUGUUUCUGUCCCACAACGACCGUAAGGUGUUUCUGCUGAUUGACUAUGCGGAGCAUGAUCUGUGGCACAUCAUCAAAUUCCAUCGUGCUGCCAAGGCCACCAAGAAACAGGUGGUCGUGCCUCGGGGCAUGGUUAAGAGUCUUCUGUAUCAGAUUCUGGAUGGUAUUCAUUACCUGCACAGCAACUGGGUACUUCAUCGCGAUCUGAAACCGGCCAACAUACUUGUCAUGGGCGAUGGCAACGAGCGGGGGCGUGUCAAAAUAGCCGAUAUGGGAUUUGCGCGCCUCUUUAAUGCUCCCUUAAAGCCGCUGGCAGACUUGGAUCCGGUGGUGGUCACAUUUUGGUAUCGAGCACCGGAGCUCUUGUUGGGCGCGCGGCAUUACACCAAGGCCAUUGAUAUUUGGGCGAUCGGUUGCAUUUUUGCGGAGCUGCUGACGUCUGAGCCAAUCUUUCACUGUCGCCAGGAGGACAUUAAGACCAGCAAUCCGUACCAUCACGAUCAACUGGAUCGAAUAUUCAAUGUGAUGGGUUUUCCGCAGGACAAGGACUGGGAAGACAUUAAAAAGAUGCCUGAGCACCACACGCUCACCAAGGACUUUAAGCGCUCCACAUAUUCCGCCUGCUCGCUGGCCAAGUACAUGGAGCGGCACAAAAUCAAGCCCGACAGCAAAGCAUUUCAUCUGCUGCAAAAGUUGCUGCUGAUGGAUCCCAACAAGCGCAUAACUUCCGAGCAAGCCAUGCAGGAUCAGUAUUUCCAAGAGGAGCCGCUGCCGACACAGGACGUUUUUGCGGGCUGUCCCAUACCGUAUCCCAAGCGUGAGUUCCUCACUGAUGACGACCAAGAGGACAAGUCCGACAACAAGCGCCAACAGCAGCAGCAGCAGCAACAACAGCAGCAGCAGCAACAACAACAACAGCAGCAGCAGCAACAACAGCAAAUGAAUCCCAAUGAGCCGAACGCUAAACGCGUCCGAUUAUCCGGUGCUGGCAACCAACAGGAUUUCCAUCACCAGCAACAACAGCAGCAGCAACAACAACAGCAACAACAAAUGAUAUUCAAUCAACAGCAAAGUUUCCAGCAGCGCUUCAACUGAGACUGAAAUGUUUUCUCCAAUCAUUAUUGUUUAAUGUUUUCCAAGUGGAGAAGCCUUUCAGUGGA